Messenger RNA from Serpula lacrymans var. lacrymans S7.9, 459 nucleotides. RefSeq names its product carbohydrate-binding module family 13 protein. Lineage: Eukaryota; Fungi; Basidiomycota; Agaricomycetes; Boletales; Serpulaceae. Bases 1 to 459 code for a protein of 152 amino acids. The record is from RefSeq and is a predicted model, not a curated record. The transcript is spliced from 4 exons.
AUGGCAUCCAUUCGAUCUGGUCAGAUCUAUAAAUGCACCAAUGUCAAAGGGGGUACCACCAUGGACCUGUCUGGGGGCGAUAACAAAUCCAUUAUUGGAUACGGGUUUCACAGUGGACCUAAUCAGGCUUGGAUCUUUGACCAAGCAUCUGACAAUGGUUGGACGAUUAAAUCCGUCGGAUCGGGCAAAUAUCUUGGUAUCGAGGAAUCUCCCAGAGACGGAUUGCCUGUCGUCGCUGUGUCUGAACGUUUCGAAUGGUACAUAUUCCCAGAUGAGGAAGACAUGACAGUUUACCGAAUAUAUGUACCCAAUACACCUUUCAACCUCGAUCUAUCCGAUCACGGAAACCCCACGCCUGGUACCACGGUGACGUUGUGGGGUAAAUGGAAUGGGAGAAACCAGUGCUGGAGAAUUGAUCCAGUACAGCAGUGGUACGUCGCCUCUGAUCAUUCGGUAUGA